Messenger RNA from Alnus glutinosa, 3691 nucleotides. RefSeq lists its product as uncharacterized. The record is from RefSeq and is a predicted model, not a curated record. The transcript is spliced from 9 exons. Lineage: Eukaryota; Viridiplantae; Streptophyta; Magnoliopsida; Fagales; Betulaceae. Gene Ontology annotation, cellular component: nucleus; nucleosome; nucleolus. Gene Ontology annotation, biological process: nucleosome assembly; negative regulation of DNA recombination; chromosome condensation. The coding region runs from base 259 to 3402 and encodes 1047 amino acids. Gene Ontology annotation, molecular function: nucleosomal DNA binding; double-stranded DNA binding.
UCAUCGUUUUGGCAUAUCAGAGAAGUAGAGAACACAAUAGAAAUCGGUGAAGUCCGACGGGGAAGAGAAAAUUGCGCCGCCUCGCGGAUUUGAGCAACGCUCGAUCUCUUUAGUGUUCGUCUUUUAGAUGUUGCAGGGUUCCUCUUUUACUUAAAAACGGACAAAAGCUAGAAGAAAAGACCCAACCCAAACCAAACCUUUAAAUACGAAUCAAGGUCGCAACUCUACCCUUCAGCAUCAGCGAUCCGCUGAGCAAUAAUGACUAACGCAAUAAAGAAACAAGAAAAAGCAGUAGGAAUGCAAGAAGAUGAAGACCCAUAUCAUAGGCUAAAAUUAAAGAAGAUUAUUGAUGCCGCGAUGAAAAAGUAUACAACCCUAUAUACCAACAAUACCGUCAGAUCUGGUCUCAAUAACCAUAUUGAGCAAUCCAUUUGUGAGAAACUCUCUGAUUGGCACACCCCUGAUCACCCCACCUAUGCUCUGAUGAUACGGAGGGCAAUUGAACAAUUGAAUGAGGAAAAGGGCUCAACUGAGGAAGCAAUAUCAAAGUUUAUCAAGGAAAAUGUUGAGGAUUUGCCACUGGCUCAUGCAAGUUUUUUGAUUCAUCAUUUGAACAAACUCAGUGAGAGUGGAGAGAUUGUUAAAGCUUAUGAAAACUGUUAUAUGCUUCCUGCUGAAAACACUAGUUCUCUUCUUAAAAGAGAGGAGGGGCAGGUCAAUGGAACUGAAGAUAGAAUCGAAUCAGUAGAAGAACAAAAGCCUGCAGAAAAGCAAAGUGAACAAGACCCACAGGUCAAUGGAACUGAAGAUCUAAUGCAAGCAGCAGAACAUUUUGAAGUGCUUGAGGAACAAAUAGAACAAGUCCAACAACUUAAAGUGAUUGUAAAACACAAUGAAGCAAAAGAACACAAAGUUGAAUUCAGUGAAGAAAAAAAUCAAGAACAAAAAGGCGACUCGAUUGACAAACCAUACCAAUCUCGAAAGCGGCAAAAUAAAGAGCAAGAUAAAGUGAGUUCACAACAUGGCCAAACACAAAGGCUUGUUAUUGUGGAAGAGCCAAGUGGAGCAGAAGAGAAAAAUAAAGCGAUUAGAGAUGAAAUUCAAGAAAAACGAGUGGAUGGUGCAAUUCUUGAUCGUUGUCUAACAAAGCAGCAGCAAAGUGAAGUGAUUGAAGAUCAGAAUCUGCCACACGAACACCAAAUUGAAGAUGUUAAAAAACAGAUUCAGUUACAAGAAGGCCAAAUUCUACUGAUUGAAAAGCUGAUUGAACUACAAGGGCAAAAGAAUGAAGUGAUUGAGAAACAAAUUAAUUCACAAACUGAAGUGAGGAGCAAGAUUAUUGGCUUUAGUGAUCUGCAGUUUUAUAAGAAGCCAGAGAAAGAUGAAGCUAUUGUGACAACCCAAAGUUCUUCUCUUACAAGCCAGAGAUUGGAAAAUGAUGGUUCAUUACUUCCAGUAAAGGAUAAGUGUAUAGAAUUGCUGCAGAGGACAAAGAAGAUUGAGGAAGAACUGAUGGAUAUUAUUAACUCCACAUGUACAGAGGAGGUGUCAAAGCAUGACACUCUAAAACCUUCUAUAGAAGAACAAGAGAAUAAAAAUCUAAAGAAGCCUGAGCAGAGGCAGCAAAUUGAGUUUUCUAAUCCCAGAAGGCUUAUAGACCAUGAAGUAGAAACGUUGCAGGAGUUAUUUCAUAAACGAAAAAAGCAAGUACAGCUUUGUGGUCAGCACGAGGUGCCAGGAUGCCUGCCAAAACCAACUGGAACCUCUGAUGUGCUAACAAAUUCAGGAGAGCUUGACGAUGAGCAACAGCAAGAGCAUGAGAAUUCAGAGAUCGGACUAGAAAUUGGUUUAAAGGAAAUGGAAACAAAAAAUGUUAGGCAAGAGGCAUCCAUAUCAAAAAAUUCUCUUAGCAUGGACUCAAGGCAGCUUGAGAUGACGCAACUGGACUUUGCUGAAGGCCAGCCAGAACUUUGCAGCGACCAGAAGCUAUUGGAAUCUUUGCCAGCUAUGAGUUCUCUUGAGGUACCCUCAGAGUCACAGGCACUUGAGUUGGAGAAGAAAUCACAGGCACUUGAGUUGGAGAAGAAAUCAGAGCUUCCAUAUUCAGAAAGUCCUCUACAGCUCAAAUUAUCAGGAGUGGAGCCAUCAGGUCAAAAGGAGGAGCAGCAGCAGCAGCAGCAGCAAGCUACUCUUUGUGGCAAGGCAAAGGCACAUGUAUACCAGAUUGAGCAAGAGCGGGAACUAGAAAAUCUAAUUCAAGAAAGGCCUCUAGAGCUUGAACUAACAAAACUCGAGCGAUCAUGUCAAAGGCAACAGCCAAGUCAGGGGCAACAGCAGUGGAGGAAACUACAGUCUCAGGCUCGAAGGGCAUUUGGUGAUCGUGUCGACGCAAACAUACCUGAGUGCCAGCUUGGGCAGGAGCAGCAACCACGGCGGCAACUACGGCCUCGAGAAAGGCUGUCGUCUGAACCUGUUUGUAUGGAGGCAACGGCUUGUGAAAGCCAGCAAGAGCUAGAUUCUCAGGGCCAGGGAAGGCAACUGCGCUCCCGAUCCCAUGGUGUUUGCCAACCUGAACUUGCUGUAAAAGAUACCACUAUGGACUUGUUUUCCUCAAAAAAUCAGCACGAGAAACAGCAGCAACUCAAGCUUAAAGGUCGAGGGAGGCCUUCAAAGUUAAAGCCAAAUUGGCAUAUGGCUAUCGCAGAAGUACUGCCAUCAGAUGGACAGCAUCAUCAUGAGCAACUGCUGCCAAAGCAUAGAGGCUGGGGGAGGCCUCCUAAAUCGAAGGAAGUUAUAGAUCCACCUGCAGCUCAUCAAAAUCCAAAUGAACACCAAAAAGCAGAAUGUGAAAGCCAGGGGAGGCAUCCCACACCCAAGACAAAGGCAGAUGAUCAGGAUCAUCAUGAGCAACAGUUGCCAAAGCAUCGAGGCCGGGGGAGACCGCCUAAAUCAAUGGGAGAUAUAGAUCCAACUACCAUGGUAUUGUUUCCCACAGCUCAUCAGAAUCAAAAUGAGCACCAAAAAGCAGUGUGUCAAAUCCACGGGAGGCAUUCUACACCCAAGGCAAAGGCAGAUACAAUUUUGCAAGAGUCAAGACCCUUGGAUCAUCAGAAUCGUAAUGAAUUGCAGCUGCAGCAGCCUGAUAAACGGGGUCAGGGCAGGCCUCCUAAACCAAAACCAGUUUUAGCUACAACCGUGGAGGCAUCACUGCCUUCACAGCAGCAGGAGCAACCACAACAUCGAGGACAGGGGAGGCCUCCUAAAAGGAAGUUGGGUACAGACAGCAUGAUGGAAGAGGCAUUGACCUCAGAAAGCCAACUGCAGCACCCGAAAUGCCGAAGGCGGGGAAGGCCUCCAAAAGUGGACCAAAGAAACCUGAAGACGGUGACAAUAGUAACUUAAAUGUGUUUCUAGUAGCACUAGCAUUAUAAUAAAGUGAGUUUUUAUAGUAGGGUUGAAACUUGGGGUUAAUAUAUAUUUUUUUAUUUUUUAUUUUUUUUAUUUUAUUUUUUAUUUUAUUUAGAAUCGUACAAAUCAGUUUGUAUUGUUUUUGGUGAAGAUGUAUAUAACGAAUAUAAAAUCGCUCUUCAUUUCUUUAUAUAUAUCAGGAAUAGCGAGUUGUGUAAUGAAGCCUGUGAUGGCUGAACUGAACCAAAGAAAUGAUAAGUAUUAUAUUAGUUCAACGGUCACA